AUGUAUUUAAGUGUAACAACCAUAGAAAAGUGUUAGAUUUGUGAAAUUUAAAUAUAGUGCGAAUCUGUGGAGAUGAAUCCAUUUGGAAAAUCCCAAAUGAGAAAAAAAUCAGUAAAGCCCGCUCCAAUAAUCGCAGCAGGCUUAACAAUCCUCCUAACAAUCCAUGUAUACCUCUCCUUCAUAGGAGGAUCUUCCUCCUCGGGCUCCUCCUUCCCCCAAACAUUCGCUUCCCGGGCCGGGGCCGAAUGCGACCUGUUUACGGGCGAAUGGGUGCGGAAUCCGGAGGGCCCGUACUACACCAACGAGACGUGCGAUGCAAUUCAGGAGCAUCAGAAUUGCAUGAAAUUCGGGCGGCCCGACACGGACUACCUCAAAUGGAGGUGGAAGCCCGACGCUUGCGAGCUUCCGCUAUUCCAGCCCGAUCUCUUUCUGCAGAUGGUUAAGGGAAAAUCGUUAGCCUUUAUUGGUGAUUCCGUCGCUAGAAAUCAUAUGCAGUCCUUGAUUUGCCUCUUGUCUAAGGUUGCACGUCCCGUAGAGUCCGCAGACGCAUUGCAUACAAAAAUAUUGUACCAAUACAAAGAGCACGACUUCAACAUCACUAUUUUUUGGACGCCGUUUCUGGUCAAGACCGGAAUCAUAGACCCCUCCAAGGGCCGCCCGUUCGAUCUAUACCUCGACGAGUUCGACGACACGUGGUCCAACCAAAUCUCGCGUUUCGACUACGUUAUAAUUUCCGCGGGCCCAUGGUUCUUCCGCCCGAGCUACAUCCACUUCAACCGCAGCCUCCACGGCUGCGUCUACUGUCCCGAGCCUAACUCGAACAUCACGCACCUCGCGCCGGGCUUCGCGUACCGCCACGCCUUCCGCACGGCGUUCCGCGCCAUCAAUGCCGCGCCCGGGUACGAAGGCGUGACGUUCGUGCGGACCUACGCGCCGCCGCAUUUCGAGGGCGGCGCGUGGGACAAUGGCGGGGACUGCGUGCGGAAGACGCCGUUUGCGAGGAACGAGACUACACUCGCGGAGGGCGCGUCGGAGUUUCAUACGAUACAGUUGGAGGAGCUAGAAAUUGCAAGAAGAGCAGGGACGGUAAAUGGAGGGAAGUUUGUUCUGUUUGACACCACCAUGCCGAUGUGGCUGAGGCCGGAUGGGCAUCCUAGUAAAUAUGGCCAUUUACCAGGGGCAAAUGUGGUAUUGCGUAAUGACUGCGUGCAUUGGUGCUUGCCUGGCCCCAUUGAUGCUUGGAAUGAUUUUUUGCAGGAAUUGUUGAGGAGAGAAAUUCAACACAGUUAAAAUUUCAAUUUUUUUUUAUAUAGGAAAUUUUCGUGUAAUACUCCUAUUAUCAAUUUAUCAUCACAUGGCGGUGGAUUUUAAUUACAGUCAUUCAUUGAUGAUAAUGUUGAUGAAAAUACUGCCCCACUUUUUGUUGUGUAAUGUGUAUGCUUUUCAAUAUUUGUUGUUUAUGAAGUAGGUGUAUUUUAAAUGAAAUGAUGUUGACAUC
Salvia hispanica is the source of this 1498-nucleotide messenger RNA. Its product is annotated as protein trichome birefringence-like 19. Gene Ontology annotation, cellular component: Golgi apparatus. The record is from RefSeq and is a predicted model, not a curated record. Lineage: Eukaryota; Viridiplantae; Streptophyta; Magnoliopsida; Lamiales; Lamiaceae. Gene Ontology annotation, molecular function: O-acetyltransferase activity.